Messenger RNA from Gossypium raimondii (Peruvian cotton), 3460 nucleotides. RefSeq lists its product as uncharacterized. NCBI's taxonomy places the organism in Eukaryota, Viridiplantae, Streptophyta, Magnoliopsida, Malvales, Malvaceae. Gene Ontology annotation, cellular component: condensin complex; condensed chromosome. Gene Ontology annotation, biological process: mitotic chromosome condensation. The record is from RefSeq and is a predicted model, not a curated record. Bases 63 to 3194 code for a protein of 1043 amino acids. The transcript has 12 exons.
CAAAACGAGAUCAGUUCCAGGCAAAAGAAAAAAAGAAGAAGAAACAGAGAAGGAAACCGAUAAUGAAAGAGCAGGAAAUGGCAGACACACAAUUGAUUCGCAAAAUUGCCAAAAUCGUGGACGAAGCUAAAGCAUCUAACGCCACCCAUCUCCGGAAGCUGAAGGAGCUCUCAGCCGUCCGUUCGAAAUCCCCUUCCGUUCAUCAAUUCUCUGUCGCCUUCACCAAGACACUGACCCCUCUCUUUCAAAUUCUAAAGCGAACCGCCACCGUGGAACGCGUUGUGCGCUUUGUUUCAGCAUUUUCCAGCGCCCGAGAUCCCAACGACACUUCCGCUAGUGAUGAGUUCUUGGAGGAAUUUUUGAAGUUCCUUUUGGUUGGGGCUACUGCAGCUAAUAAAACCGCACGAUUUAGGGCUUGCCAAAUCAUUUCCGAGAUAAUAUUACGGCUGCCCGAUGACUCAGAAGUGAGCGAUGAACUAUGGGAUGAGGUGAUAGAGUUAAUGAAAUUUCGGGUGGUGGACAAGGUUCCGUUAAUUCGUACACUUGCAGUCAGGGCGCUUUCACGAUUUGUAAAUGAUUCUGAAAAUAGCGACAUUCUUGAUUUAUUUCUCGAAGUCCUUCCAUUGGAGCAGAACUCGGAGGUUCGGAAGACCAUUGUGUUAUCUUUGCCUCCUUCAAAUGCAACUUCCCAAGUAAUCAUAGAUUGUACAAUGGAUGUAAGUGAGUCGGUCCGCAAAGCAGCGUACUGUGUUAUAGCUAACAAAUUUCCUCUUCAAAGCCUAAGUAUCAAGCAUAGGACAGCAAUUCUUCAGAGAGGACUUGCUGAUCGUUCUUUGGCUGUUUCGAAGGAGUGUUUAAAGUUAAUGACAGAUCAGUGGCUUGUAAAGUGCUGCAAUGGAGAUCCUGUACAACUUCUCAAGUAUCUCGAUGUUGAAACCUAUGAAUCAGUUGGGGAGUCUGUUAUGGAGUCCCUUCUAAAAGCCGAUUUAGUGAAACUGCAUAAGGUGGAAAGUAUACAACAGUACAUAUUACGAACAUCAGCAAAUGAAGGAAGUGAAGGAGAUUCAGCGGAUUGUUCUGUUAGUAUCAAGCUAAUGGAACCUGAGGUCUCUCUUUAUUGGAGGAUGGUGUGCAAACAUUUGCAGAUGGAAGCACAAGGAAAAGGUUCUGAUGCUGCUGCUACAAUGGGCACUGAAGCAGCUAUAUAUGCUGCGGAAGCUUCAGACAACAAUGAUUUGUUAGAUAGAAUUCUUCCUGAAACUGUCUCUGAUUACAUAGAUUUGGUCAAAGCUCAUAUUGAUGCAGGGGUGAACUACCACUUUGCAUCUCGACAGCUAUUAUUGCUUGGUGAAAUGCUUGAUUUUUCUGAUGCUACAAUCAGGAAGAUUGCUAGCUCCUUUGUGCAGGACUUAUUGCACAUGCCUCUUGAACAUGAAGUGGAUGAUGAAGGCAACAAAGUUGCUAUUGGAGAUGGCAUAAAUCUUGGUGGUGACCGAGAUUGGGCAAUUGCAGUGGCAAGGUUGGCAAGGAAGGUUCACUCUGCUGCUGGUGAAUUUGAAGAAGUUAUUCUUGGGGUUGUGCAAGAGCUUGCACGUCCUUGCAGGGAGAGAACUGCUGACUUUAUAAACUGGAUGCACUGCCUUGCUGUUACUGGUCUUCUCUUGGAAAAUGCAAAAUCGUUCCAUUGGGCUGUUGAACCUACUGAACUGCUUCAAUCAUUGCUGCUUCCUGGGGCAAAACAUGUUCACUUGGAUGUGCAGAGGGUAUCUGUCCGAUGCCUAGGGCUGUUUGGGUUGUUAGAGAAUAAACCUAGUGAAGAACUAAUAAAGCAGUUGAGGAUAUCCUAUGUUAAGGGCCCUUCUCCAAUUAGCACAGUUGCUUGUAAGGCAUUAUUUGAUAUUGGGAUGUGGCAUGGUCCUCAGGAAGUUGAUAGGGCCUUGGGACUGAACCUUUCAUCACAGCUUGAAGUAGAUGCUAUGCCAUCUGAUCCUGUAAACUUUUCUGAGACAGAUGGAGCUUCAAAUAUGAAAUUGGUCGAUCUCUUAUAUGCUGGAUUUACAACAGAUAAUAGGGCCAGAGCUCUAGAAAAUGAUGAAAAUGAAUCUGUCCAAGCUGUUCUUGGAGAGGGCUUUGCCAAGAUUCUUCUUCUGAGUGAGAAGUAUCCAAGUAUUCCUGCUUCAUCUCAUCCUUUGCUCUUAUCCAAGCUGAUUAGCUUGUAUUUCAGUAAUGAAUCAAAGGACCUCCAGAGAUUGAAACAGUGUUUAUCUGUUUUUUUCGAGCAUUAUGCUUCUCUCUCAGAAAAUCACAAGAAGCGUUUGUCUAAGGCUUUCAUUCCUGUCAUGCGUUCUAUGUGGCCUGGAAUAGAUGACAAUCCUGGUGGUUCUUCUUAUACGGUCUCCAACAUGCGUAAGCGUGCCAUACAAGCUUCAAGAUUCAUGCUACAGAUGAUGCAAACUCCCCUAUAUGCAAAGGGGACUGAAGCAGAGGAUGAUAAUGGUUGUAAUGGAUCACCAGAAAUCAUAGAUGGCCCUUCACAGCCUUCAGUAGAAUGCGGAGAAGAGGGACUUGCAAUACGCAUAGCCACAGAGGUGUUGAGGUUUCCAGCAAAGAAGACAUCUGCAGAGAGGUCAUAUGUUGCGGCUCUUUGCAGAAUACUUGCCUCUCUCCAUUUCUGUUUAUCAGAACAAGUACCAGUAAAGAUAAUGAGGAGACUUUUAAGUCGUGUGUGUGAAUCUGUUUUAAGCGAGAAAGAUAUUCUAAAGGAGUUGAAGCUGAUGGCUGAACGUCUUGAAGGACUAGAUAGAAAUCCAGAUCAGGAUUUAUCGGAAGAUGAAGUUAAGUAUAUUUUCGGAAAGUUGGAGCUGGAAUUCAACUUGGAUGUUGAUGGUUCCACUGCAGUUCCACAAACCCCAGCGCCAUGCUCAGCUAGACCUAAUCGUUCAAGGAGACGAGUGAGACGUGAAGAAGUUAGUUCUGGCGAAGAAAAUUCACCUCCCUGUGUUAAGUCUGUGGUUCCUAGCAAUGGUGGCACUAUAGGUCCUCGCUCACAAAGGGCAAGCAAGACUGCAGCAAUGACCAAGAUAACAAGAAGUAAAGCUGUAAGGAUAGAAGAAGAAGGUUUUCAUGAAGACGACGAUGAAGAUUCAGAAGUUACAGCUGAGGAUUCUGAUGAAUCAGAUGAGCUCACCGAAUAAAAUCACGCCGCUUAGUUUGCAUUGCCUGAAUCAUCGUCAUAUAUAUAUUGUGGUGCAUAUGUUUCAAGGGUUAGGUUGAGUUAAGCUAGAUACAUAGAUAGAUAUGCAGUACUUAUAUUAUAUUUGUUGUAUCCAUGUGUAUGAUGUCUGUAACCCGUAAGUCGUUACAUAUAUGAUGUUGUAAGCAUUUUGGGUUAAGCUUUGUUUUGAUAUUGUUGUAACACAAUUUGGGAAAUGUUUGCUAGUCAAAGCCUAUUUCUCUUGAA